UGUUUAAUCCAACGUUUCAGCCACAGUUUUUGUGCCUUCCGUAAUAUCUGCAGAAUACCUAACGAAACAAACGACAAAAAGACACGCACACACAAACACCACUGUUCCAAUCACUCAAAUUUUGGGCGACCAUUGAAACACGUCAGUCGCAAUAUUUUUGGCGCAAUUGAUGUGCAUUUUUAAUUUGUUACGAGUAUACUACUAUAUAUGUCAGUUAUGUAUACUAGUACUAGCAGAAUUGUAACUGCCGGUUAUUGGGAGCUGAAAAUUUCUCGGGAGUUAUGGAGAAAUUGAUGGCGAGAGAGGCAGCGGGCGUCGAUAUACUGUCAGCAUCAGCUUCAUUGCUGCCGAGUCCACUCAAUUUCAACCCGGUGCGAUGCUGUUUUCAUGUCGUCAAGUCGUCUCCUUUCAUUCCCGCGAGAAUUCGCGCCCGGCUUUUCACCUAUAAAGUGCCAGCUUCUUCGGCUACAGCUGUUGAAACCAAGCCCGACCCUGUAAUUGAUGAAUCCAGUUUGAAGAUUCGCAAAGAAAUUCUAGCUUGUCCCAUUUGCUAUGAGAGGGUUUCUUGGAAUGGAGGAGCCGAUCUAUCUUUGGAAGCUGUAGCUCGUUCAACUCUGGUGUGCGGCUGCUGCAGGAAGUCCUACACCGGCAAGGAUUCUCAUCUUGAUCUGACAGUUACUGGUGGUAACAGGGUGUAUGGUGAACCUGUGGUUGCCUCUACUGAGCUUUUCAGGUUUCCUUUAGUAUCAUUCCUUUAUGAACGAGGUUGGCGGCAAAGUUUUUCAGUUUGGGGAGGUUUUCCUGGCCCGGAACAGGAGUUUGAAUUAAUAAAGGAUUACCUCCAACCAGUCUUAGGGGGGAAUAUUGUUGAUGCAAGUUGCGGAAGUGGAAUGUUUUCACGACUUUUUGCCAAAAGUGGACUAUUUUCCCUUGUCGUUGCUUUGGACUACUCUGAGGCUAUGUUACGUCAGUGUUAUGACUUCAUUAAGCAGGAGGAUAACUUCCCCGAAGAGAAACUGAUUCUCGUUAGAGCUGAUAUCUCGAGGCUUCCAUUUGCAUCGGGUAGUAUGGAUGCUGUUCAUGCUGGUGCUGCUUUGCACUGCUGGCCUUCACCAUCUGCAGCAGUAGCAGAAAUAAGUCGUGUGCUGAAACCCGGAGGCAUGUUCGUUGCUACAACUUACAUCAUGGAUGGCCUCCUCUCGUACUUCCCACUAAGCAGACCUCUACGUCAGGGCGUGGCGCAGAUCUCGGGCAGCCAUGUGUUUUUAUCCGAGAAGGAACUUGAAGAUCUGUGCGCAUCUUGUGGGCUUGUCAACUUCACAUGCACGAGAAAUAGGCUCUUCGUGAUGAUUACAGCCACGAAACCUGUAUAGAUCUGCCCAGGUUUGUAGAUUUCAUACAAACAUUCGACAUCAAAUUCUUUCGAGGAGAAGAAGAAGAAGAAGAAGAAGAUCGUUGUCGGACGAUGAUUCAUCGAUUGAUUUUAGAGUUGAAGAAGCCAGUCAGUGUAAGCUGCGCAUAUUAUUUAUGGAGUUGAAUCGUCAGAUAAUUUAUAUGUUAUUUGCUGACUUGAAACGUUAUAUUUCCAGUUGUAAGCUUUUUAAUUCGUUAUUUUAUUUUCUGAUAAAUGAUGCAAGGCAUCUUCAUUCGAGAAGUUAUUUUAUACAAUAUACACUUGAAUUCAUUUGAA
Salvia miltiorrhiza (redroot sage) is the source of this 1690-nucleotide messenger RNA. RefSeq lists its product as uncharacterized. The transcript has 8 exons. Gene Ontology annotation, molecular function: S-adenosylmethionine-dependent methyltransferase activity. The record is from RefSeq and is a predicted model, not a curated record. Lineage: Eukaryota; Viridiplantae; Streptophyta; Magnoliopsida; Lamiales; Lamiaceae. Bases 282 to 1373 code for a protein of 363 amino acids.